Molecule: messenger RNA, 1319 nt
Organism: Sitophilus oryzae (rice weevil)
Lineage: Eukaryota; Metazoa; Arthropoda; Insecta; Coleoptera; Curculionidae
Exons: 4
Coding region: 684-1292 (202 amino acids)
Source: RefSeq, a predicted model, not a curated record
GUGGAAAAAGAAAAUUCGACAGUCUUGGACAUUUAAAGAAUAUUGCCCAGUACAUGUAAGAUUCAAAGCAUCGUCUGAUGGAAAAGCACUCGAGGUAACAUCGGUUCAAAUGAAGCACAAUCAUGUCACUUCGAAGGUUCUAUACAUGCACAUAACCCUAGCCAAAGAAAACUUUCCAGUAACAUGAAGGAAAGCGUCAAGGAUUAUUUGAAUAUGCCAAUAGAAAAAUGAUACAGCAAAAAGUUCAAGAAAGUACUGGUAAAAUUGUUACUUUACAAGAUUUAACAAAUAUGAAGAUAUCCAAUCAAUCAAGAAAAGAAAACUUAGAUGGCUGCUUAAAUAUACUUAAAGCUAAAUGCGGUGCCAAUGUAGCUGUUUUGCGAAACGAAGACAAUAAUUUCAGAGGACUUUUCAUUCAAAGUCCAACCAUGAAAAGUACAAUGAAGGCUUUUCCAGAAUUUCUUGCAGUAGAUGCUACAUAUAAAUUAUGAUGAUGCAGUUGUAUUUGAAAGUAAAAAUCAGUCUUCUGUGGAACACUCUGAGGUUUGUGACGAGACGGACCUUCAAGACAGAAACAAUAUGAGUGAAGCGCUCAUAUUAGGUAAUAGAAAUACAUCAACUCUUGGUCAGUCACCUGUGGAAGCACCUGAGUUUUUUGUAACGAGCUGGUUAUAGAGGAGGAAAUGACACGAGAUGAAGCGCAUCAACUUUCCUAUAUUAGUGAUUCAGUUUUAAAUGAAGUCAACAAGCAGUCCCAUCAAAUAGUUGAAGUCAAUGAUUUCGCUUUGACAACAAUUAAGAUGCCUGUUUCAAUAAAAAAACGAAGACGUCCAAAAGAACAGGACUUAACAGUCAUAAGACUACCAAAGAAAAAGAAAAGAUGUACUGUAGCAUUUGCUAAACAAUCCUAUCAUGAAAAACAAAAUGUAAUCCUGAAUUGUUUCGUUAAGGAUCGUAACAUCGUUAGAGAUAUCACAAAUGGGAAAUUUCUUGAAACUGUAAACCUUAAAAUGCUUUCCGAAGAAAUAUCACAUGCCGUUCUUGAUGAGGCUGUUGAUAUCCACAUGAUAAAAAGUUUUUGCACCGAGAAAGCCUUUGAAAAAAUAACCAAUCUAGUUGAGCAGAAACGACUUCAACAAAGUUGGUUUUGUUCUGUGUGCAGUGAAGACACGCAGAAAAAUCAUAUGUCACUUUGUUGCAGUAGAUGCCUUCUAUGGAGACAUAUCCGUUGUGCAGGAUUGACUAAGCGACCUAAAUCAAAACUGUGGUUUUGCAGAGAAUGCUAUCUGUAGCAUUAUUAUUUUUAAGUUGACGUAGUA